Molecule: messenger RNA, 571 nt
Organism: Ruditapes philippinarum (Manila clam)
Lineage: Eukaryota; Metazoa; Mollusca; Bivalvia; Venerida; Veneridae
Product: C3 and PZP-like alpha-2-macroglobulin domain-containing protein 8
Exons: 5
Coding region: 20-496 (158 amino acids)
Cellular component (GO): extracellular region
Source: RefSeq, a predicted model, not a curated record
CUUAUUCUACAAUAUUUUCAUGGAUCUUGAAAGCAAAGGUCUUCGUUUAGAAGUAACUGUUGUUAAGGAGACAAUAAACGGAUUUACACUGAGGUCUUGCGUGAGUUGGCUUGAGGAUGAGAUAAGUGGAAUGAUUGUCGUAGAAAUUGGUAUCCCUUCUGGCUUUGAAGCUAACAGAUGGGGAAUUUCAGAACACAAGAUGCUAAAACGAACUGAAAUAGAAGAUAGGAAAGUUAUCCUGUACUAUGAGGAGGUUAAAUCUGUUGAGUUAUGCACAGAUUUACGUUUUGUUAGGGACAAGCUGGUUGCGAAGACAAAGCCGGUACCGUGUAAAGCGUAUGAAUAUUAUGAACCAAGCAAUGAGGUGACUGUGUUUUAUGCACCAUUGUCAGCCAAGAAUGCAAACAUAUGUGAUAUAUGUGGUGCUGAGUGUGGUUGUCAGACUUCGAAAGAGAAAAUUUGGUUUCCGCAGUCAUGGUGCAAGAAGAAAAUAUAGGAUACAAAUUAACAGUAUCGACAAUAUCGUAUUUCAUUUGAAAUAUACAUGUAUAUGAACUGAAACAUAAAAAUA